AUGGACGGACUAGCCGAGUUCGAAAAGGCCCUCGCCGCCGAAAAGGCCGGCCGCGAGAAAGCCGGCCGCGAUGGCGACCAGCAACGGCACUCCAAAGACCGGCAUCACCGCCGACACCACGAUCGACACCGUCACCGUCGCAGGCAUCACGACGAUGAAGCCGACGCCGACGCCGACCGCAGAAGCAAGCGCAGCCGCCACCAUUCCCGCCCAGACGAAGACGACCCGCUUAGCUGGCAGGACGUGCACCGGCGUCGCAGCCAAACCGACCAGCCAGAAGCCUCGGCGGCAGCUCCCGCCCGGGACGCCUGGAUGACGGCCCCCUCAGCGCUCCAAGUCGAGCAUGUCCAUCGCGCGCAGCCGCGGACCAGGACGACGCCGCCCGAGAAGCCCAAGCGCGUCAUCCACUCGCGCGAGCUGAACCGCCGCCUGGGGAGCACCGACGACGACGACGGCGGCCGCCAUCACCAUUCCCCCGGGUCGCCGACGAUGACGACGGAACAUAAGGCAGACUAUGUGUUUGGCGACGCCGGGUCCUCGUGGCGCAUGACGAAGCUCCGCGGCGUGUACUCGACCGCCGAGAUGUCGGGCAGACCGGUCGACGACGUCGCCGUCGAACGCUACGGCAGCCUGCGGGAGUUUGACGCCGCGUGCGAGGAGAAGGAGGAGAUGGGACGGCGAAAAAUCUACGGUUCGGGGUACAAGGAAAAGGACGUUCCGACGGGGGACCUGCACCGCGCGCGCGCGCAGCAGCCGCAAGAAGUAGCUGCAGCAUCAGACGAAGCUGAAGCCGCGGCGGCGGAUCCGCCGCCGAGAGGAGGAGCCGCCGCCGUCGUCCCCCAAGCGCCCGCGGACCAGACCUCGCUGAACCGCCUCCGCGCUCAGAUGAUGAGGGCCAAGAUGCGCAACGCGCCCAACGCUGCCCAGCUUGAGGAGGAAUACAACCGCGCGUCGUGCGGGCUCGCCCCCGCCAGCCAGGAGGGCGCCGCCGCCGCCGUGGUGCUCGGCGCCAUGCACACCCGCCAGCUCGCCGGCCCGAGGGGCGAGGUGCGCCCCGUGGCCAGCAGGCGCGGCCGAGAGCGCGGCCUCGUCGAGGAUAACCCCGACAUGACGCUCGACGACAUGGUGCGCGAGGAGCGCCGUACCAAGAACCAGGCCGGCGGGGAGGGGCUGCGCCUAGCUCAGCGCAUCGCCCGGGACGGCGGCUACGCCAACGACCUCGAGUACCUGGACGAGAACGCGGACAAGCUGGCCAGCCGGGUGCACCGGUCGGGCGAGGACCUCAAGAACGCCGCCGUCGCCGAGUUUCGCAGGCUGGGCCGCGCGCUCGACGCGUGCUCGCUGUGCCACCGCGAGGACGAGGGCCGCCCGCCCGCCGCGCCCGUCGUCUCCCUCGGCACGCGCGUCUUCCUCACCCUGGCGCCCGAGCCCGAGAUCGCCCCCGGCGGCGCCGUCAUCGUCCCCAUCGCCCACCGCACCAACCUCGUCGAGUGCGACGACGACGAGUGGGAGGAGCUCCGCAACUUCAUGAAGUCCCUCACCAGGAUGUACCACGACCAGGGCCGCGCCGUCGUCUUCUACGAAAACGCCGCCUUUCCGGCCCGCCGCCUGCACGCCGCCAUGGUGGCCGUCCCCAUCCCCUACGCCGACGGCGCCCUCGCCCCGGCCUACUUCUCCGAGGCCUUCCUGUCCGCCGACGACGAGUGGGCCCAGCACCGAAAGGUCAUUGACACGGCCGCCAGCGCCCGCCACAUGGGCCGCGCCGCCUUCCGCAAGAGCAUCCCCGCCGAGAUGCCCUACUUCCACGCCUGGUUCAGCCUCGACGGCGGCCUGGGUCACAUUGUCGAGAACGCCCAGCGCUGGCCGUCGGGCGAUAUGUUUGCCAGGGAGGUCCUGGGCGGCAUCGUCGGCGCCGAGCCGCACGUCAUCAGGAAGCAGGGGCGCUGGGAUAGGCACGACGCGAGGGUCGGCGCCUGGAAAGUCAGCUGGACAAAGUUUGACUGGACGAGGCUGCUCACCUGA
Messenger RNA from Ustilaginoidea virens, 2022 nucleotides. RefSeq lists its product as uncharacterized. Bases 1 to 2022 code for a protein of 673 amino acids. The record is from RefSeq and is a predicted model, not a curated record. Gene Ontology annotation, cellular component: post-mRNA release spliceosomal complex. The transcript has a single exon. NCBI's taxonomy places the organism in Eukaryota, Fungi, Ascomycota, Sordariomycetes, Hypocreales, Clavicipitaceae. Gene Ontology annotation, biological process: mRNA splicing, via spliceosome.